This is a messenger RNA of Triplophysa dalaica, 2402 nucleotides long. RefSeq names its product transporter associated with antigen processing, subunit type t, teleost specific (gene tap2t). Gene Ontology annotation, molecular function: ABC-type oligopeptide transporter activity; ATP binding; ATP hydrolysis activity. The transcript is spliced from 12 exons. Gene Ontology annotation, biological process: transmembrane transport. Lineage: Eukaryota; Metazoa; Chordata; Actinopteri; Cypriniformes; Nemacheilidae. Bases 210 to 2399 code for a protein of 729 amino acids. Gene Ontology annotation, cellular component: membrane. The record is from RefSeq and is a predicted model, not a curated record.
GUAUUAUCACUAUCACUUCGCAUAUAUGUAUAUAUAUAUAUUCUAUACGAACCCAUUUUUUGGUUGAAUGUUAUAGUCUAUCUAAAAACAACUAUCACCGCCCACUAGUAUGAAACUGAAAUCGAAACCAAGCCACUCUGCGACAGACUUCCAGUGGCCCUCCAAAAUAACAUAUAAAAUACAGUUUAUGUUUCUUGUAACAUUUAAAGAUGAUCCCAAAGCCACACUCCAUUAUAUCCAUUACAACAUUAGCAGCACACGUGUAUCUGCUGUGCUGUGAUCUGUUCCUCUGGGCUUGUGUUUGUUCUGUGCUGCUGAGGUUGGAUGGAGAAGGCAGUCUGGAUUUAAGGUGCCUGUGGGCUUUCAGACUCAUCAGCUGGACUGUGCUUUAUUUACUGAGCACACUGGUCGCUGACAGCACUGUCCGGCCGUUCCUGAAGCAAUGGGUUGCUUUAUUGAGUUUCUUACCUGCAGUGUUUGACACUGUGCAGACAAUGCUGCAGGGGACUGUAAGAGGUUUCAGCCCUGUUCCUGAUCCGGGCAUGGUGGUCUUGAGCUCUGCCACAUCAACUCUUAUAUAUGUUGUGAUGGAGACGGCCUUCCCACAUGGUGGAUCCGUAAAGGGUUCCAGAAGCAAGAAAAAGGAUGAAGAGGCAAAGGCACUACUGAUGAGAGUGAUUCGCUACUCCAGACCGGACUACCUUCAUCUGGGGGCUGCCUUCAUUUUUCUCAGUCUGGCAGCGUUGUUUGAGACAUUCAUCCCAUACAGUAUUGGGAAGGUUGUUGACCACCUGAGCGGAAAAUAUCAACACAACAACUUCUUGUGGGCUAUUGGACUCAUGGCACUUUGCUCACUAGGAAGUUCUAUGUUCAGCGGUCUGCGUGGAGGAAUGUUCAUGUGUAGCCUCAGCAGACUCAACAAGAGAAUUCGACAUAUGCUGUUCCAGAAUCUUAUGAAGCAGGAUAUCAACUUUUUUGAAGAAAACAAACCAGGAAGUCUUACUUCACGUUUGAUCUCUGACACCGAUAAGAUGGGCCGUUCCGUGGCCAUGAACGCAAACGUGUUACUGCGCAGUCUGGUGAAAACAUGCGGCAUGCUUUACUUUAUGCUGGGCCUGUCCUGGCAGUUAACACUCCUCACGUGCAUCGAGAUGCCACUACUUGCUUUCAUUCAGAAUGCUUAUAACAACCUCUACCAGAAAACAUCCAGAGAGAUUCAGGACUGCAAUGCAGAGAUUGCUGAUUUAGCGACUUCUGUUAUCGGGUCAAUGAAGACGGUACGCAGUUGUAAAGGGGAGGCUCAGGAGCAGAGGAGAUAUGAACGGGCCCUGAACAGAAAGCUCCAAGUUUUGACGCGAAAGGGCAUCAGCAGUAAUGUUCACCUCUUAAUACGAAGGUUUAUUUCAGUGGGCUUGAAAGUAGCAAUGUUGAUCCAAGGUCGUAAUCUCAUCUCCACUGGACAGCUAAGCAGCGGCAGCCUCCUUGCAUUUGUGUUUUAUCAGAAAGACAUGGUGACCAACAUGAAGCAACUGGUGUAUAUCUACGGAGACAUGUUGAACACUGUGGGCUCAGCACUGAAGGUCUUUCAGCUGCUUGACAGGAAGCCGAGGAUGAGAGAGGAAGAAGGUCUUGCCCCUGAGAAACUGAAGGGAAAACUGACCUUUGAGAAGGUCACUUUUUCUUACAGCUCACGCCCUGAUAAUAAAGCACUUGAGUCUGUGACUUUGGAAUUGAGUCCAGGGAAGGUGACAGCGUUGGUGGGGCCCUCUGGUGGUGGCAAGACCUCUUGCGUAUGCUUGCUUCAAAGAUUCUAUGAACCGCAGGAUGGUGAAGUGUUUCUGGAUGGAAAACCUCUAUAUCGCUAUCAACACCAAUACUUCCAUCAAAAGGUGGCAAUGGUCUCCCAGGAUCCAGUACUAUUCUCUGGUUCUGUGAGAUAUAAUAUUGAGUAUGGUUUGAAGGACUGCACUAUGGAAAGAGUCAAAGAAGCUGCUCGGAAAGCCAACGCACACGACUUUAUACGCAAUCUGGAAAAAGAAUAUGACACAGAUGUUGGUGAAUGUGGUGACCAGCUUUCUGCAGGACAGAAGCAGUGUAUUGCUCUAGCCAGAGCUCUGAUAAGAAACCCACAGAUUCUCAUCUUAGAUGAGGCAACCAGUCACAUGGACUGUAGCACACAACAAGCAAUCCAAGAUGUGCUCAAUAACAUCACAGAUCAGACAGUAUUGGUGAUAGCUCACCGUUUGGAGACUGUGGAAAAAGCACAUCACAUUAUCUUUAUGGAGGACGGGAAGGUUGUGGAAGAAGGAACUCACCAGCAACUGAUGGCAAAUGAGAAAGGAAGAUAUUAUCGACUUAAGGAAAAACUCUUUCAAACUGAGCCAGAUUCAAGAAACUGAGUC